Messenger RNA from Funneliformis geosporum, 783 nucleotides. NCBI's taxonomy places the organism in Eukaryota, Fungi, Glomeromycota, Glomeromycetes, Glomerales, Glomeraceae. The record is from the annotation of a GenBank genome assembly.
AUGGGCGUUUAUCGACCUUCUUAUGUUGCUAACAUUGAGAGUGAUUUAGUGGUGGAAAAAGUUUCUAACUCUUGCGAAGCAGAAAGAAAAUUAAAUGGAGAUUAUCCGAUUACAGCCAUAACGGAAAAGUUUUUUGAUAUGUCAUCGAUUAAUUUUUCAGAUACUCCUUAUCUCAAAAUUAAGUCCUUACCUGAUGCUGUUAGAAGCAACCCAGACAAAUAUUUACUACCAUUAGACAUUGUGCAUAGAGGGGUUCAUUUUGGUGUUUAUUUAGGUGAAUUUUGUGACCCGAGUAGCAAAAAUUUUAAUAUAGGCAGUAAUUCUGGUAGUGCUUUAUUGCUCUCGUCUCUUUUUGCUUCUUCCUCUCUUUCCUCAAGCAGUUCCCCUUUUUCUCUUUUUGCUUCUGCAAGUGCUUCCAGUAGUUCCAGUAGUGUGUUGGGGUCAAAUGACAAAAAAGUAAUCCGUUUUCAUCCCAAAGUUCCUUUUAAAAAAAAGGAUAUUAUAAUUAGGCAUAUUGCUAAGGCUAUUAGUUAUGAUUCAGCACAAACUUCAUCAAUUAAUAUCCUUUUUAGAGUGACGUAUAACAGCUGUUUAUCCCUAACAGAGCAAAUAGAAAUGACAAAUAGAAUAUUGGAUGACCUAACUUCUAGUUAUUCUUAUGAAAAAGGAAGAAUAGAAAGAUAUAUCCAAGAAUCAGAAAGCAAUCGUAAUUAUACCUGCUCUAAAUAUCGAAUCGAGCAAGAAAAGUUUCAAGAAAGAAUUAUAGUUUAUCCGAAAGAUUGA